GCUCGGCAACUUCAUUUGGCUCCUGCCGCGGGGAGCGAGUUCACCCAUCAGGUCCUCCCCGCGCGGCCCGAACAUGCUGGACGGCCUGAAGAUGGAAGAGAACUUCCAAAGCGCCAUCGAAACGUCGGCCUCCUUCUCCUCGCUGCUGGGCAGAGCGGUGAGCCCGAAGUCUGUCUGCGAGGGCUGCCAACGGGUCAUCUCGGAUAGGUUUCUGCUGCGGCUCAACGACAGCUUCUGGCAUGAGCAGUGCGUGCAGUGCGCCUCCUGCAAAGAGCCCUUGGAGACCACCUGCUUCUACCGGGACAAGAAGCUCUACUGCAAGUUUGACUAUGAGAAGCUGUUUGCUGUCAAAUGUGGGGGCUGCUUUGAGGCCAUCGCACCCAACGAGUUUGUUAUGCGGGCCCAGAAGAGUGUGUACCACCUGAGCUGCUUCUGCUGCUGUGUCUGCGAACGGCAGCUCCAGAAGGGCGAUGAGUUUGUCCUGAAGGAGGGGCAGCUGCUCUGCAAAGGGGACUAUGAGAAGGAGCGGGACCUGCUCAGCCUGGUGAGCCCAGCAGCGUCGGACUCAGGGAAAAGUGAUGAUGAGGAAAGUCUUUGCAAGUCAGCCCACGGGGCAGGGAAAGGAGCCUCUGAGGACAGCAAGGACCAUAAGCGCCCCAAACGUCCCAGAACCAUCCUGACAACCCAACAGAGGAGAGCAUUCAAGGCCUCGUUUGAAGUAUCCUCCAAGCCGUGCAGGAAGGUGAGGGAGACCCUGGCUGCAGAGACAGGGCUGAGCGUCCGUGUGGUUCAGGUGUGGUUCCAGAACCAGAGAGCUAAGAUGAAGAAGCUGGCCCGGCGGCAGCAGCAGCAGCAGCAAGAUCAGCAGAACACCCAGAGGCUGAGUUCCGCUCAGACAAACGGUGGCGGGAGCGCUGGCAUGGAAGGGAUCAUGAACCCCUACACGGCUCUGCCCACCCCACAGCAGCUCCUGGCCAUAGAGCAGAGUGUCUACAGCUCAGACCCCUUCCGACAGGGGCUCACCCCACCCCAGAUGCCUGGAGACCACAUGCACCCCUAUGGUGCUGAGCCCCUCUUCCACGAGCUGGAUAGUGAGGACACCUCCCUCAGUAACCUGGGUGACUGUUUCCUAGCAACCUCAGAAGCCGGGCCCCUGCAGUCCAGAGUGGGAAACCCCAUCGAUCAUCUGUACUCCAUGCAGAAUUCUUACUUCACCUCUUGAGUCCUCCCCCUGAAUUCUGCGGCUCAGCUCCCAUUCUGGAACAACUGUAUUACGUGAGGGGUCGACUGGCUU
This is a messenger RNA of Dama dama (fallow deer), 1294 nucleotides long. It is a transcript of the gene LMX1A, whose product is annotated as LIM homeobox transcription factor 1 alpha. The transcript is spliced from 9 exons. Gene Ontology annotation, cellular component: nucleus. Gene Ontology annotation, biological process: regulation of transcription by RNA polymerase II; neuron differentiation. Gene Ontology annotation, molecular function: RNA polymerase II transcription regulatory region sequence-specific DNA binding; DNA-binding transcription factor activity, RNA polymerase II-specific. NCBI's taxonomy places the organism in Eukaryota, Metazoa, Chordata, Mammalia, Artiodactyla, Cervidae. The record is from RefSeq and is a predicted model, not a curated record. Bases 74 to 1222 code for a protein of 382 amino acids.